AUGCAGUUGAAGCUUCUAUGCUUUAUCUCUCUUGUGGCCUCCACCCUCGCGGCGGAUGACUACAUUGUUACAUCUCUGAACGGCAUUAGUCAGAGUGUGCGCGGUGUAGACAAGGGGCUCAUCAACUGGAAGGGAGAUUAUACUGGCAUCCUACGACUUAUCGAGCAGUCACGCGGAGUCGUCACCGCCGUCGUUGCCGUCGUUGCACCUCGCACCUAUAAUCCCCCCACAGACGACAUAUUGCAGAUGAGGCAAAACGCUUCUCAGUCUCUGGCAGCAGACGUGGACGUGGCCAUUAACAGCGGUAUUGCUGCUAAACCGAAAGUCGACAAACUUAUUAUACCUAUCAAGCCCGCCAUUUUGGUCGUUCUCAAGAGUUCGCAAGCUGGGUUCUCGGCUCUAAGCAAGAUCUAUUUAGCUGAUGUUCCGGCUGAGAAGAAGAAUGCAAGCCAGGCCUUUUUUAAUAAGAUCAAUGAUAGCUUAGAGAAUUGUUAUAAAGCUUAUCAGUCCUGA
Messenger RNA from Hirsutella rhossiliensis, 513 nucleotides. Its product is annotated as hydrophobic surface binding protein A domain-containing protein. The transcript has a single exon. The coding region runs from base 1 to 513 and encodes 170 amino acids. NCBI's taxonomy places the organism in Eukaryota, Fungi, Ascomycota, Sordariomycetes, Hypocreales, Ophiocordycipitaceae. The record is from RefSeq and is a predicted model, not a curated record.